UUCCGCCCCUCAGGUUAGUGUGUUGACAGUCCUGAUGACCGCAGCGAUGGCGGUUUCUCGCGCGCUCCGCGACCUGUGGCUGAGGCGACUGGCAGCGCCCACCCAGCUGGGCUUCCACCUCAGCCCUCGCCCCCUGAGCUCCUCCGCACACCAGGCCUCCAAGGCAGCCCCCUCGGAAGCCUCGGACCACAGCUAUGAGUCCCUGCAGGUGACCUCGGCUGGGACACACGUCCUCCACGUGCAGCUGAACAGGCCUGACAAGAGGAAUGCCAUGAACAAGGCCUUCUGGAGGGAGAUGGUGGAAUGCUUCAACAAGAUAGCCAGGGACUCCAACUGCAGGGCUGUGGUGGUCUCGGGUGCAGGAAAAAUGUUCACUUCAGGAAUCGACCUCAUGGAUAUGGCUUCAGAACUGCUGCAGCCCGAGGGAGACGACGUGGCCCGCAUCAGCUGGUACCUCCAUGACCUCAUCACCCAGUACCAGAAGACCUUCAGCGUCAUUGAGAAGGUGUGGACCUCGUCACUGCCUGUGACAUCCGCUACUGUGCCCAGGAUGCUUUCUUCCAGGUCAAGCCUGGUCAACGAGCUGGCCUUCACUGCCCGAAAGAUGAUGGCGAACGAGGCGCUGAGCAGUGGACUGGUCAGCCGCGUGUUCGUGGACAAGGAGGCCGUGCUGGACGCAGCCUUCGCGCUGGCGGCUGAGGUGUCGAGCAAGAGCCCAGUGGCCGUUCAGAGCACCAAGGCCUCUGGAACAUGAGCAUGCUGCAGACCCAGGACAUCGUGAAGUCGGUGCAGGCGGCCAUGGAAAAGAAGGACCUGAAGAGCAUCACCUUCUCCAAAC
This is a messenger RNA of Dipodomys spectabilis (banner-tailed kangaroo rat), 838 nucleotides long. Its product is annotated as delta(3,5)-Delta(2,4)-dienoyl-CoA isomerase, mitochondrial-like. NCBI's taxonomy places the organism in Eukaryota, Metazoa, Chordata, Mammalia, Rodentia, Heteromyidae. Bases 35 to 754 code for a protein of 239 amino acids. Gene Ontology annotation, cellular component: mitochondrion. The record is from RefSeq and is a predicted model, not a curated record. Gene Ontology annotation, molecular function: delta(3,5)-delta(2,4)-dienoyl-CoA isomerase activity. The transcript has 8 exons.